AUAUUUUUGUGUAAACUUUUAUGACAUUUAUUAUUAUAAUUGAAUUGUAAUUACAAAUAGAGUUAACAUUACAUCGAUUUUGAUUACAUUUGAGGGUUUAAUUUCAUUCACAAUUUAAGAGACCAUAUCUUGCAUUGUAUUUGAAAGCAAUGUUAUGAAUGAAGUGAUCGUCUCAUUGGUUAGCAUUGAAGUGAUUGUUGGCACUCAUUGUCUCUGUCCUCGAGAUCUCAGGGUUUGAUAAUUAGUGGGAAAUAAAGGUUCGGACGAAGAAUGGACUCUAAGAAGGAAGUGAAGGAUGUGGUGGUGAAGGGCACGACUGGCCCAACACUGGCCCACCCUUUGGUGUUGAAUGAUAUGCCAAAUGAGAUAAUGGAUAAGAUCUUUGGUUUGCUCUCAUUUGAAACCAUCGCUAAGAACCGAAUCGUCUGCAAACGAUUCAAUCAAAUCGGAAGUCAAAUACUGAACAGCGAGUUUCAAAUUCUUCGCAAUUAUACUCAACAGCGGUUUCAGACAAUUAAGAGCCAAAUGCCGCGCCGAGAGUCGGCCAGACGUAAGCACCCGUUGGCCCGCGAGUCGGACAUCAUAGAGACUCUGCACAUGCGGUUAACUCUGCUUCAGAUGACAUUCAACAAACACAUCGAGCGAAUGCAUUGUUGCUUCUUCUCCGGCGAGAUCUUAGACGAAGUGCACAGAAUCAUACGCUAUGUCCGCAACACACCUGUCCUCUCCCGGGCCUAUAAAGUGACGGAUGAGUUGUUCGACUUGUCGACAAUGGCUAUGGAGUACUUCAAAGAACAUAUUGAGCCAACGCUUCCAGAAAUCAAUUACUUCGGAGUCGCCGACUAUUUGCUCGACUACUCGCCAACGCUUACCGGUUCUCCACAGACACAGCUCUCGCUUAUGGACAAUACCACUAAAGGUAUACAUCACUCGACCCGCAAGAAAAGUAUUAAAUCAAACGCCAAUUCUUUGGCCUCGACUUCCGGUUACAAGAAUUCUGAAACAAUCGCUUUGAAGAAGCGCUUAAAGAACGCCGAGUUAUAUGUGAAGCGAAAUAACAGUCAAAUACUGUCACUGAAAAGAGAGGUAAUGCUGGCGAAGAAGAAAUGGUCACAACAGCAGAGAAUUACUAAUGGUAUGCGAACUCGUUUUGAUGAUUACGACAAGAAGUUAGAGACAACUAAUCGCAAAAUGAGUGCUGUUUUGGAAGAGUUGAGUAAAUGCAAGACUGAACUGCAAUAUUGGCGAUCGACCUCUCCGUCCAGUUCGACCCCCACUCCCAAUACUAAACCCAAUCACUGCAGAUGUGGCGACACUUCCAUUGAAAACGAUUCACUUCUCGUUCCCGAAGUAUUCAAACCCAUUGAUGAGAAGCCGACCACCGCUUCCCCUGAAGUGAAUGCAAUUGAAGACAACGUUAGCGAUGGUCUACCGGUUGUCCAUCGAGUCGAGGGAAAGCAUUGCAAACGAAAACUCCAUUAUAUCGAUGAGAAAAAGUGCGAUAAAAAGAUGAAAAAAUCGUAA
Medioppia subpectinata is the source of this 1524-nucleotide messenger RNA. NCBI's taxonomy places the organism in Eukaryota, Metazoa, Arthropoda, Arachnida, Sarcoptiformes, Oppiidae. The record is from the annotation of a GenBank genome assembly.